AUGAGUUCUAAAUCAGAUGUAAAUAGAAGAGUGCUCGCCAUUCAGGCGAAAAAGAAACGGCAUAAACUCGGUAAAAAGAAAAAUCGCGAGGAGGACCACGGGGCUGGUGUACAAGGAAACGGUCUGCGCAACCAGAAUCAGAAUCGUUUAGAACCUACACAUAGUUCUUCCAAUGAGACGAUCGAGGAGGAUGAGGACGAGCAAUACGCGAGUGACGACGAGGAACAGGAGGACAGCGCCGACUAUUGUAAGGGUGGUUACCAUCCUGUCAAAAUUGGAGACUUGUUCCUGAAUCGGUACCACGUCACUAGAAAACUGGGAUGGGGUCAUUUUUCCACUGUGUGGUUGUGUUGGGAUCUCGUCGACAAGCGUUUCGUCGCAUUGAAAGUCGUAAAAUCGGCUCCCCAUUUUACGGAAACUGCUUUAGACGAAAUAAAAAUACUCAAAGCAGUUCGGGACAGCGAUCCAUCGGAUCCCAAGAGGAAUAAAACCGUUCAGUUGCUUAAUGACUUUAAAAUAACUGGUGUGAAUGGAACCCAUGUGUGCAUGGUGUUUGAAGUUUUGGGUCACCAUCUAUUGAAGUUGAUACUCAAGUCUAAUUAUAGAGGUAUACCACGAGAAAACGUCAAAACAAUCAUACGUCAAGUUCUUGAAGGCUUGGAUUACCUCCACACCAAAUGUAAGAUAAUUCAUACAGAUAUUAAACCUGAAAAUGUAUUGGUUUGUGUUGAUGAAUCUUACAUCCGUAAACUGGCAGCUGAAGCUACUGAAUUACAUUCCUUAGGCUUGAGAUUGCCUCACUCCUUGAUUAGUACUGCACCAAAGGAAUUUCAAGAACAGGUAGUCACUGCUAAAAUGAGUAGAAAUAAAAAGAAAAAGUUAAAGAAGAAAGCUAAGCGUCAGUCAAUGUUACUUAAAAAACAAAUGGAACAGAUUGAGGAAAUGGAAGAACAGAAGAAAGUGGUCAAUAACAGUGAGUCUGCACCCAUGUCACAGGACAAUGACGAUUCACCUCCAACACCUGAAGAGGCCAGUGUGAUUGAAACAACCCGCUCUGACACUGAAACUAACAUUAAUGGUUGUAAUGAUGAGAGAGCUGAUGAGGAAGCUUUUGACACUGAUGCAGAUGCAGUACAGGUAAGGACUAAGCAAUAUGGCUGUGGAGAUGAUGCAGGAACCCCUAUGUCUGAGGGAGAAAUGACUGAUACUCCACCAUCUUUUAAUUCUCAGUCUACUAAAGGUAAAUCCCUGGAUAAGAAAUUUGAUCCGGCUUUUGAUAUCUGUGACUUAGAAGUAAAGAUUGCAGAUCUAGGUAAUGCUUGUUGGGUCCACCGACAUUUUACUGAAGAUAUACAAACCAGGCAGUACAGAUCACUGGAAGUUUUGCUAAGUGCCGGCUACGGGACUUCAGCUGACAUCUGGAGCACUGCUUGUAUGGCUUUUGAGCUGGCUACUGGAGACUAUUUGUUUGAGCCGCAUUCUGGAGAUGGAUAUAGCCGUGAUGAAGACCACCUUGCUCACAUUAUUGAAUUACUAGGUGACAUUCCUAAAAGAAUUGCCGCUUCAGGAAAAUAUUCAAAGGUAUUCUUCAAUAAAAAGGGUGAGUUGAGGAACAUAACAGGCUUAAAACCAUGGGGCUUAGUAUCAGUGUUAACUGAGAAAUAUGAAUGGAGUCAGAAAGAUGCAGAGGAUUUUGCUGAUUUCUUAAAACCCAUGCUUGAUUUUGACCCAAAUCGGCGAGCCACUGCUUAUGAGUGCCUUCAGCACCCAUGGUUAAAACAGGCUGAACCUGAACAAAACGAGUCUGACAAAUAA
Messenger RNA from Spodoptera littoralis (African cotton leafworm), 1815 nucleotides. The record is from the annotation of a GenBank genome assembly. Lineage: Eukaryota; Metazoa; Arthropoda; Insecta; Lepidoptera; Noctuidae.